UAAUGACUGAAUUAUUCUCGUUGGGAACCCGAAAAAUAUGCGGCGGAUGGCAGACGUGCCAUAGUUGUCGUCAAGCAAUCCGAAGCAUCCCGACCUGCUCGGUCGGAGCGUAGCCUCCUUAUGCAGCUUUGAACCCCGGAAUCAAAUGAUUUACGGUAUGAAACCGUAUGAGGCGUUCGAUGAAAUGUUUAUUUAUAUAUAUUCGAACUUGGAACACCAGACAGGUUGUUCAUGGUUCACAGAGAACACAAGACAGCCAACAACGAUUUCCAAAGCCACAAAAUGAGUUGCAUCAUUCAUCUCGUUCUUUUGCUGUCUUUCGUCAGCCAUACAUUUGCACAAGUCGCUGGCUGGGGCCAAUGUGGCGGCAUCGCAUACACAGGCCCGACGACUUGUGCUACUGGCUUCACUUGCGUAAAGCAGUCCGACUGGUUCUAUCAGUGCAUCCCGGUAAGCCCUGUCACAACCACGACCACGACCACGACGAAGCCCGCUACCACCACUCGGCCUUCGACAACCAUAACUUCCACACGUUCUGCGCAGUCUUCUCUUUGCACUCUCUACGCAUAUGCCUCUGUGAACGGCUAUGACCUACUUAACAAUCUCUGGGGUCAGGACGACGCGGACUCGGGCUCUCAGUGCACCUACUACUACGGUCCUGCGUCUAGCGGUGGCCUAUCCUGGGGUACGACCUGGACGUGGAACGGAGCACCCAACAACGUCAAGAGCUAUGCCUACGCAAACCGUCAAUUCACUCGUCGCCUUCUCGACAACAUAAAGGGGCUUCCGACCACAGCUCAGUGGAGCUACAGCAAGGCUGACAUACGGGCGAACGUGGCUUACGAUUUUUUCACACACCCAGACCCCAAUCAUCCUAACUAUAACGGGGAAUACGAAGUGAUGAUAUGGCUGAACAAGUACGGAGACAUCUGGCCCAUUACAGAGAGCCCAUCAGGCAUGCCCAUCGCGCAGGUUCAGCUAGCCGGUUACACCUGGGAUCUGUACUUUGGUUACAAUGGAGCAAUGAAAGUGUACAGCUUCUUGGCGGCCUCGGGACCUAUUUAUAACUUCAGCGCCGACGCCAUGGUCUUCUUCAAUCACUUGGCCAGCAAUUACGCUUUUCCUCUGAGCAACCAGUAUCUCUUGAUCGACCAGUUUGGAACAGAGGCUUUCACCGGCCAAGACGCGACUUUCUACGUAUCAAGGUUCCAGGCCGAGGUCAUUGCAUGAGUUGAUAGGCUUCUAAUGUUACUGUUGUAUGUCAUGUUGUGUGGAAGGAAGACAUGAGUUCACUGCUUUCAAUCAAAGAAUAUGCCAGCUGCUCGAUAUUCAGAGCACCGUCAAUCGAUACACACCGUCUAAUGGCAUUACAGCAACUAAGCAAUCAAGGGCAGGCCGCAGACUAGAGAGACAGCAAGACCAUCCAUGCAAACAGGCGCAGACCGUUUUUGGUGAAGCGCCAGACUGCCCAGUUCUAGAGACGGAAUAGCAAAUCAAG
Colletotrichum destructivum is the source of this 1498-nucleotide messenger RNA. Its product is annotated as Putative Cellulose-binding domain, fungal, glycoside hydrolase family 12. The transcript is spliced from 6 exons. Gene Ontology annotation, cellular component: extracellular region. Bases 232 to 1230 code for a protein of 332 amino acids. Lineage: Eukaryota; Fungi; Ascomycota; Sordariomycetes; Glomerellales; Glomerellaceae. Gene Ontology annotation, molecular function: cellulase activity; cellulose binding. The record is from RefSeq and is a predicted model, not a curated record. Gene Ontology annotation, biological process: polysaccharide catabolic process.